GCGACAGCUCUCCCUAUCUCACAAAUCUCUCUGCCGCUCGCAGCUUGAUUUCCUCCAGGGAUGGCUCAGACACGCCGUCCACCGGUCCAUCGCCGCGUGGAGCGAAUACGUGGCGACCCUGUUCAGCAAAAUUCCUAGACUCGUCGAGCAAUCCUUGCCACUCUCCAGCCCAGAAGCGCUUGAAGCGAGCACGCCAUUUGCGGUGGCCGCCGUCUCCGCCGCGAUUCAUCGGGAAGAGCAGCAUAGUCGGCACGAAAAUGGCUAUCAGGCAGCCGACAUCCGAGUCCUCUUCGUCCUUCACGUACUUCUCGGUAGUGUCCACCACCAU
Molecule: messenger RNA, 328 nt
Organism: Vitrella brassicaformis
Lineage: Eukaryota; Vitrellaceae
Source: the annotation of a GenBank genome assembly